AUGCCGGACGCUUCAGAACCCGCUGAUCCAUCCGUCUUGGAUGCGGCAGUCGUGCUCGACAAGGUUGUCAGCUUCUGGGCCACGGGUCUGGAUGCCGCGAGAGCCGGCUCCUUUUUCAAGUGCCGCCUGGCACUUUCCCAGGCCUGCCAACCUCGAAUCGCAGAGACAGAACACCCAAACACCGUCUGGGCGCUCCUCGAGAUGGUGAUGGAGUACUUGAGGGCAGGCUGGGAUGAUCUAGUCGCUGUUGUGCUCAGACACGUCGCCAAGGCGGCUCCAUCCCAUCAUCCAUUGGUGGUUUUAUGCCGGCGGAUCCUUCUAGUCGAAGCCGGCGCCCACAUCUGGCAAAUGCUUUUCGACCAGGGGCUGGUGGAUAAGGUCGAGAAGGUGGCGCCAUACAGCACGAACAAGAACCUCAUCACCACCAACGCCAGGGACCUCGAGGACGGCAUCCUUGCGUGGGCCACCUUCGCUGUCGACACCUCUCAGGACCAUGAAGCCCAAUGCGGCGCCGAGCUUGGCGAGGAUGGCGGCAAGAUGUGCAGUGGCGGUGGCAACUUCGGCAUCCCCGGCGGUUCCUUCCCGCCUGUUAGGCCUGGCGGCUUUCACUACUCCGAAGCGGCCAUAGAUUUUGGACGCAACAGGAUGUUUGGAGAGGAUCUGGCCAUGAAUUAG
Phialemonium atrogriseum is the source of this 675-nucleotide messenger RNA. RefSeq lists its product as uncharacterized. Bases 1 to 675 code for a protein of 224 amino acids. The transcript is spliced from 6 exons. NCBI's taxonomy places the organism in Eukaryota, Fungi, Ascomycota, Sordariomycetes, Cephalothecales, Cephalothecaceae. The record is from RefSeq and is a predicted model, not a curated record.